AUGGAGUUUACUCAAGUUGAGUCUGCACUUCUUGAAACUCUCGCCAUGAUCACUAGUCAAGAUUUAAACGCAAUAAAGUCUGCAGAAAUAAAAUUAAAGCAAUGGGAAAAACAGCCGGGGUAUUUUUCAACGCUUUUAAAAAUUAUUUCAAAUCAUACUAUUGAUUCUAACGUAAGAUGGCUAGCUGCUUCUGUUUUUAAAAAUGGGGUUGAUAAGUAUUGGAGGAAAACAACAGAAAAUUCCAUUCAAGAGGAAGAAAAAAUAUCUUUGAGGUUGGCUGUUAUGAAUAAUUUUGAAGAACCUGAAAAUGCUGUAGCAUGUCAAUUGUCUAUUGUGAUAUCUAGAAUGGCUAGGUAUGACUGUCCGAAGGAAUGGCCAGAGCUGAUUCCCAAUUUAAUUGAGGUUAUUAAAAAUGGUAAUUUGCUAAUGCAAUUUCGAGGGUUGCAUACUCUUAAUCAAGUGGUAAAAGCAUUAGCGUCAAAAAGAUUAAUUGGAGAUAGAAGACUUUUUCAAUUAGUAUCAGCUGAAAUUUUUCAGUUUGUUUUUAAUAACUGGAAUAUAUUGUUUCAAGAUUUUAUUAUGCAGGCUCAAAAUAAUAAUUCACUGGGUCUUGAAACAUUAGCCAAAGUUUUAUUAACAUUGAAAAUUUUAAGAAAAUUAACUGUUCAUGGCUUUCAAAAACCCAAUGAAUCACCAGAUGUAAUGGCUUUUGUAAAUUCAUUAUUCGGAAGAAUAAAUGACAUGCUUUUAAUUCGCAAGUUUGGAGGAAGACUGUCUCAACUUACAGCUCUUUGUGAAAAAGCUGUUAGUCACAUGACAAUGGUUUUGUUGGCUCUGCUAGAAAAUCAUCCAUUUUCUUUUAUUUCUUUUAUUCAACCAUCUCUGACAUUGAUUUUCAAUUUUAUUUUUCUGGGGUCACCCGAUAUGUUAUUUGAUAGAUUUAUAAUUCAAUGUUUAAAUUUAAUGAAAGCCAUAUUAUUAUGUCAAGAAUACAAAAGAAACAAAUUUAUAAAUAUGUCUUGUUUCGACAUAAAUACUAAUCAAAAUGAAAUUGUUCAGGAAGCCAAUCGUUUAAAAAAGGAAUUUUUUAAACCAGAAAUUCUUGAAGAAAUUUGCAUCAAAUUAAUUACCAAAUACUUUCUACUAACUAAAGAAGAUCUUCAAUUAUGGGAAGAAGAUCCAGAAACUUUUGCGGUUGAUGAAAUUGGGGAAUCAUGGAAAUUUUUACUUCAUCCGUGCGCCCAUUCCUUGUAUUUAGCCUUGUUGCACGAAUAUCGAGAUAUUUUAACUCCCGUAGUUCUAAAAUUAGUUAAAGACAAUCAGCAAAUUGUUGAUCCAUUAGAUUUAAACGGAAUUCUUAAAAAGGAUGCUGUUUAUUGUUCAAUAGGCUUAUGUGCAUUUGAUUUCUACGAUGAGGUCGAUUUCGAUCAAUGGUACUCUGCCACUUUAAUGCACGAAUUAAUAAUAAAAGAACCAAACUACAGAAUUAUUAGAAGGCGAAUUAUAUGGUUGAUUGGAAAAUGGAGCGAUGCUAAACCUGCAACAGAUUUUAAUCCAAAUAUUUGUAGCGCAGUUUUUCCUCUUUUACAGCGAAACGAAGACUUGGUUGUUAGAUUGACCGCAGCAACUGCAUUAAAAAGUAUAAUUGAUCGUUUUGAAUUUAAUUCAGAUCAGUUAGCAAAUUUUUUGGGGCCUUCAUUUUCAAUGUUAUUUGCUCUUUUGCAAGAAGUAAAAGAAUGUUCUACCAAGAUACAAUUACUUGGUGUUUUAUCUUUCAUAGUUGAACGUGUCGGUGAAGAUAUUAAACCCUAUUCUCAGUCUUUAAUUCAGUAUUUACCUUUGCUUUGGGAGGAAUCAGCUAAUUACAAUAUGCUAAGAUGCGUAAUAGUGUCCACUCUUGUCCAAUUCGUACGGGCUCUCAUCAGUGAAAAUUUAACAUCAUUUUUAUAUCCCGUAAUCGAACAUUGUAUUGAUGUCAAAAAUGAUGCUCACAUAUAUUUAAUUGAAGAUGGUUUAGAACUAUGGUUAACCGUAAUUGAAUAUUCAGUGGGUCUUACACCUGAACUUUUUAAUCUGUAUAAAAAAAUGCCCAAUAUUCUGGAAAAUUCAUUAGAAUAUCUGGAAUGCUGUUGCAAUAUAAUUCAGUCAUAUAUUUUAUUAAAUCCCGAAAAAUUUUUGAGUGAAUAUGGAGAAUCGUUAAUGAUAAUGUGUUCGAGUUUAAUGACUACUGCAAAUAAUAAAGAAAUAUUUAAAAUAAUGCAAGUUGUUGAAACAACAAUUAAAGCCAAUCCUCACAUCGGCGUCAAUUUAUCGUUACCUAUUCUAGUCUACACCGUUUCGUGUAUCUGCGAAGAGGAAAGCUGGAAUAUGGCUAUGUCCAUGUACUCGGCCGUCAUUUGCAGAGUUCUACUUUAUUCAAAAGACGUUUUUUCACAGGUAAUGGAAAAAGCAGCCAAUCUUAGAUCAUGUUUAACAGAAAGGUUAUUGGAACAAGUUCUUUUCGUUUGGAAUAAAGUGAUGCCGUCUGUAUCGGAAUUAGAAAAAAGAAAAUUACUUGCCUUGGCAUUGUCUUCCCUUUUAACAAUACAAUCUAAUUCUGUCUUAUCACAAUUUUCAACUAUAGUAAAAAAUAUAAUCGAAGCGUUAAAUGAUAUCAUGGACAUAGAUAGCAUAUCGGCGGAAUUAAAUUCUUUGAUUACGCCGGAAGACAGAAAUUUCGUAGGAGAUGAUGGAACAGACGAAAACAGUACAAUUGAAAAAAGGAAAAAACAUUUAAAUGAAUUUGAUCCUGUUUAUAAAAUUGAAUUGAAGGGAUAUUUACAAUUGCAGGCAUGGAAAAAAAUUAAUUUUAUUAUAUAUAGAUAUUUAUUGCCGUGUUAA
Molecule: messenger RNA, 2880 nt
Organism: Pediculus humanus corporis (human body louse)
Lineage: Eukaryota; Metazoa; Arthropoda; Insecta; Psocodea; Pediculidae
Product: Importin-11, putative
Exons: 14
Coding region: 1-2880 (959 amino acids)
Biological process (GO): protein import into nucleus
Cellular component (GO): nuclear envelope; cytosol
Molecular function (GO): small GTPase binding
Source: RefSeq, a predicted model, not a curated record